CCACGUCAAAUGACGGAAACGGGAGGCGGAUUUGUGCUCGCGGGGUGUGGGGGCAGGAGGAGGAGGAGGAGGUGGUAUAGUAAAAGCACGUAGCCGGGAGUCUAGCGUUAGAAAGAGAAACGAGUUGAGAGCGAAGACGAUCGUCUGCAACCACACAUGAGAUUUCAUCCAGUGAACAUGGAGACUAAAUUGGCAGAUACUCUGGCUGAGGCUGGCCAGUCCCAUCUGCUGCAAUUCUGGAAACAUCUGAGUCCAGAGGAACAAGCAGAGCUGACUCAAGAGCUCAAGGAUAUGAACUUCCAGGAGAUCAACACCUUCUUUAAGAAGGCUAUGGAGACCUCUAGUCAGGUCAAGCAAGAGAAGGUGGACAGCAGGAUGGAGCCAGUGCCUCGCGAGGUCCUGGGCAGCGUGACACGUGACCGCGAGUCUCUCAAAGAGUGGGAGGAAGAAGGUCUGCGAUGUAUCGCUCAGAACAAAGUGGCAGUUCUGCUCCUGGCUGGGGGUCAGGGAACCAGACUGGGGGUCACGUACCCUAAAGGCAUGUAUGACGUCAGCCUUCCCUCACACAAAACCCUGUUUCAGAUCCAGGCCGAGAGAAUCAUCCGACUGGAGCAGCUCGCAAAGGAGCGGUACGGCACCGAGUGCUGGAUCCCAUGGUACAUCAUGACGAGUGGAAGAACAAUGGAGUCGACCGAAAAGUUCUUUUCCAAGCACAAGUACUUUGGCCUGAAGAAGGAGAAUGUGAUAUUCUUCCAGCAAGGCAUGCUUCCUGCCAUGGACUUCAGCGGCAAGAUCAUACUCGAAAGCAAAGGCAAACUCUCCAUGGCACCAGACGGCAACGGAGGACUUUACCGAGCGUUGGGGGUGUAUAAGAUUGUGGAAGACAUGGAGAGAAGAGGAAUCGGCUACAUCCACAUCUACUGCGUGGACAACAUCCUGGUGAAGGUGGCCGAUCCUGCUUUCGUUGGCUUUUGUGUGCGUAAGGGAGCAGACUGCGGUGCCAAGGUGGUGGAGAAGACGAAUCCGACCGAGGCAGUGGGCGUGGUCUGUAAGGUCGACGGCCGUUACCAAGUCGUAGAGUACAGCGAAAUCACAAUAGCGACGGCCGAGAAGCGCAGCGCCGACGGUCGCCUCAUGUUUAACGCCGGCAACGUGGCCAAUCAUUUCUUCACCCUUUCCUUCCUCAAAGACAUCGUCAAUACCCAUGAGCCUCAGCUACAGCACCAUGUGGCUCGGAAGAAAAUCCCCUACGUGGACGCAAGGGGCGAGCAGGUCAACCCCGAAAAACCCAACGGAAUCAAGAUGGAAAAAUUUGUCUUCGACAUCUUCCAGUUUGCCAAGAAGUUUGUGGUGUACGAGGUGCUGAGAGAGGAUGAGUUUUCUCCACUGAAGAAUGCAGACAGUCAGGAUGGAAAAGACAAUCCCACGACUGCUCGCCACGCCCUCAUGUCUCUGCACCACCGCUGGAUCCUCAACGCAGGCGGUCAUUUCAUCGACGAGAACGGAACCCGUGUGCCCGCUAUACCCAGACAUGGACCAGCAGGGGCACUCACAGCUGAUGGCAGCCAGAACCUGAAGGAUGGAACGGACCUGCCAAUCAAAUGCGAGAUCUCUCCACUUGUGUCCUACGGAGGAGAGGGAUUGGAGAAACUGGUUCAGGGAAGAGAAUUCCACCCAUCACUGAUCAUCAACGAGACUGGAAUCCACGAGCGGGUGAAGAAUGGACUGUGAGCUUGACAUCCCAAAACCAACAUGAAAGCCGUUUUUCCCCUCCUUCCUCCCUCUUCCUAUCAGGCUGGGAGAAAAUGUGACAUUCAAGUGCAAUAAGAUGAAGGAAAAAGGCCUUCAGGGGCCUCAUGUAAUCCAAAUCAAUCUAUUUAUUUUGCAAAACUUAUUUUUAUAUAUAUUUUUUUUUUCCUAGAAUAGGAACAUGCAUGGUAGUUUAUAAUAAUUUAUAUGAAUGUGUUUAAGAAUGAAUGGAAUGUACUGGAAUGUAAUAUAACGUAAUCACGAUGGUACAUGGGUUAAUGAUCAGCACCAGGGUCUGUUUUUAUCCAGCUUUCAGUAACUGAAAUUUAAGAACCGAAUGCUCUUUAUACCACAUUCUACACCGUCUGUCUCUUUUUAAAAACCAAGACGCUUUGCCCUCAGCAGCUCAACACACAUUCCUCAGUAUAUAAUAAGUAAUGUGGAUGUAAUGAAUACCAGUAAACACUUUACUUAAUGAACACUUCCAAAAGCAACUGGACAAAUCAAAUGUUUAAGAGAAAUACUGUAUCAAUGUGGUCAUUAUUUGCAAGAAAAAUGAAAUAAAUUCUUUCUAAAUUGUUUAUGGAAA
Molecule: messenger RNA, 2338 nt
Organism: Hemibagrus wyckioides
Lineage: Eukaryota; Metazoa; Chordata; Actinopteri; Siluriformes; Bagridae
Gene: uap1
Product: UDP-N-acetylglucosamine pyrophosphorylase 1
Exons: 11
Coding region: 157-1731 (524 amino acids)
Biological process (GO): UDP-N-acetylglucosamine biosynthetic process
Molecular function (GO): UDP-N-acetylglucosamine diphosphorylase activity
Source: RefSeq, a predicted model, not a curated record